This is a messenger RNA of Fusarium musae, 1422 nucleotides long. RefSeq lists its product as uncharacterized. Gene Ontology annotation, molecular function: serine-type endopeptidase activity. The coding region runs from base 1 to 1422 and encodes 473 amino acids. The transcript is spliced from 3 exons. The record is from RefSeq and is a predicted model, not a curated record. NCBI's taxonomy places the organism in Eukaryota, Fungi, Ascomycota, Sordariomycetes, Hypocreales, Nectriaceae. Gene Ontology annotation, biological process: proteolysis.
AUGAACUCGGAAAACCCCGAAAGAACCUACGCGCGAUGGCCUCUCCGAGACGUGCCUGGCACGCCCGCGACAGAUGUCCUCCUCAUAGGGCCUGAAGCAGAUGGAAUAAAUACCGUUUUUGACGAUGAUUCACGCAAAUUAGUUGGUCCGAAGGACUACCGACCUGGAGGAAAAUAUCAUUCUAUUGUCAAGCUCCAGAUUCGAUUUGAAGGCCAGGAUGCUAGCGACACGCGUCAUGCCCAAGCGACGGGAUGGCUAAUCAUGCCCCAUCUCAUCGUCACCGCCGCCCACUGCGUUUAUGACCAUACCUACGACUUCGGCAAAGCCAUUCAAGUCUGCGCUUACGUGGGAUAUAAUGGCAAGAACUCUAUUGACAAACCUGGUGUUCAAUUUCGCCGGGGUCUGAAGGUCGUUAUUCUGAAAGACUGGAUUAUCAGCGACACAAACCGCGGAAGUGAUGUUGCCUUCACAAGAGUGGACGAAUUCAGCGAUGUCGUGCGUAUUGCCCAGCAGCCAACUAAUGGAAUUGUCGAGAAGAUGUUUCGAAGCGUGGUUGAGUAUCCUUGCGAUAAAUCCUUGGGUGAUGAACGAGGAGCGCAAAUGAAGGUUACCGCCAUUGGCCAGAGAGUUGAUCAUUCAGUGUUACGAACUGGGUCGCUUUUCUUGGGCCAGGUGGGCAGUCCUGUCGCUGCCGUUGCAGGCACCGCACUCGGCGUCCUGAGUAAAUUGGGUGCAGGCGCUUCGAUCGACAUUGGCUCUGUGCAUGUCAAUUACAGACAGUGUGCUGCACGUGCGAUCGUCGCAGAGACUGCUAUGCAGACUCUCGUACAGAUGGAUCCUCACCAGGCGAAUAGAUUCAAAAUAUUCGACAAGAUAGAGGACCAAUUUCCCGAGACGAAGGAUGUUGUUCCCAGAGUUGCACAACUCAUCACGCCUGGAAUUAUUGAGUCUGCACUUCGUAUCUCGGUCAAUGCGCAAGCUGGCUACGAAAAUACAUCCAGACUCUACCCCACGCUCCCUUCCAUCAACGGUUCUCUGAGCGUCGCUGAUAAAAGAUUUGCUGAUGCCUUCACCCGGUACACAAAUCAAGGCGAUGGCAAUGUAAUGUCUGAGUUUCUCUCAAGCAUCGUUAACACUGGUUUAUCUGCUGGUUCUCCCCAGAUGGAUGACAUCACCCGAGUGAUGGGCGAGUCUGAAUUCAGCGUGACCGACAUGUCGACUCAUGUUGAGAUUCUGUGUCAUAGAGCUUUGAUUGGCGACACUGCUUUGAAAUCUCUCAUCGCCAUACCCCUCGAUCAAAUGAUGCAGAAUGGUCUGUUUGAUCACUUUGUUGGUACGGUUGGGAAUAUUGGGAGAACUGUCAUUGCAGUCGCUCCUGUUGUCGUUCAAAAUAUUUUGAACGAUCUCAAGCAGAGCCGGUAA